Molecule: messenger RNA, 987 nt
Organism: Microthlaspi erraticum
Lineage: Eukaryota; Viridiplantae; Streptophyta; Magnoliopsida; Brassicales; Brassicaceae
Source: the annotation of a GenBank genome assembly
AUGUCUGGAAGAAACCGUGGACCUCCUCCUUCGAUUAAAGGAGGAUCUUACGGCGGCUUACAAGCUCCGGUUCACCAAUCUCCUUACGUCAGAGGCUUGGGAGGAGGACCAGUGCCUCCUCCUCCUCCACGUUCCUCUAUGAUAGAUGAUAGUAGGGAAACUCAAUACAGAACUGAUCCAAGAGGUCUUCCUUCACAUCAUUCAAUCAUGGAGGAUCGUCUCGCUGCUCAGAAUCAAGACGUGCAGGGCUUGCUUGCCGAUAACCAGACUCUGGCCGCGACUCACGUCGCGCUUAAACAGGAGCUGGAAGUUGCUCAGCACGAGCUGCAGAGGAUGAUGCAUUACAUUGAGUCGUUGAGAGCUGAGGAAGAUAUAAUGAUGAGGGAGAUGUAUGACAAGUCUCUCCGAUCCGAGAUGGAGCUGCGUGAGCUCGAUGCUAUGCGUGGUGAGAUUCAUAAGGUUCGUGCGGAUAUCAAAGAGUUUAGUUCGAGUAGGGAGGAGCUGACGAGCCAGGUUCAUUUGAUGAGUCAAGAUUUGGCUAGGCUCACUGCAGAUUUGCAGCAGAUACCAACACUAACUGCAGAGAUUGAGAACACAAAGCAAGAGCUGCAACGCGCUAGAGCGGCUAUUGACUACGAGAAGAAAGGGUAUGCGGAGAAUUACGAGCACGGUAAAAUUAUGGAGCAGAAAUUAGUUGCAAUGGCUCGGGAACUGGAGAAGCUGAGAGCAGAGAUUGCUAACUCGGAAAAUAGAGCUCAUGCAACUGGUCCUGUUGGGAAUCCUGGUGGAGUUGGUUAUGGCGGUGGCUAUGGAAAUCCUGAAGCUGGCUAUCCUGUGAAUCAUUAUCAACCCAACUAUGGCAUGAAUCCAGCACAGGCAGGCGUUGAAGGCUACUAUCCUCCUCCUUAUGGACCACCUACUACGUGGGCUGGUGGCUACGAUAUGCAGCAGCAGCAGCAACCACCACAAGGACAAGGGCAUCAAUGA